ACUAGUCCCAUAUUUGCCAAGAAAGAAAUGGGCCGGGGUUAAUGUUUUGUGUCAUUGUGUGUGAGACUGAUGAGGCGAUAGCUUGCACUAGCAGUAGCUUAGCUAGGCAGGGAGGGCACAAGCAGCAACAGCAACUGCCACUGCAGCUGCAUUUGUACUUGGUGAUGAGAGAGGGGGGAGCUUUAAGCUUGGUAGUCCCCCUCUGCUCUUACUUCUUGCAUGGUCCCCCUCUUCGUCCCCCUCUCCUCCGCCCCAGCUUACAACUCCCAUAUCCCCUUAAAACCACACCAACUCGUAGCCAAUUUCUUCAGCGCGGAGACGCAAGAUAUAGCAGCAGCUAGCAAGAAUUGCCCCGAGUUGGGUGGUUAAUUCUUGGUUUUGGUUCACGUAGAAGCAGAUAGCUUGGUUGGUUGGUUAGACGGCCAUGGCGAAGCCGCAGGACAUGCGCAGCGUCGACUCGUUCUCGCAGCUGCCGUUCAUCCGGCCGGCGCCGCCGCCGCAGCAGCAGGCGCGGGACACAAUCCGGCUGUUCGGCUGCGAAUUCUCCAACGACCUGCAGCUGCGGCCCACGGAGGCCGGUGCAGGCUCCCCCGACGCGGCCAACGGCAGCACGGUCACGUCAGAGGGCAGCAACGGCGGCGACGGCGGCACCAAGAACGGCGGCGCCGCGACGGCGGCGGCGGAGCGCAAGUUCGAGUGCCACUACUGCUGCCGCAACUUCCCGACGUCGCAGGCGCUGGGCGGCCACCAGAACGCGCACAAGAGGGAGCGGCAGCACGCCAAGCGAGCUCACCUCCAGGCCUCCCUCGCCAUGCACCGCUACAUGCCGGGGCACAUGUACGGCCUCUUCAACUACCACCACCACAUCGGCGGCCGCUUCGACCACCACCCGCCGCCGCCGCCGCCGCCGCCACCGCCGGCGCACUACCCGAUGUGGACGAGCGCCGCCCCGGGCGCCUUCGCCGGGCCAGGUUCCAUGGCGCAGCCCAUCAACGGUAGCCCCGUGCAGGCCGGGCUGUGGAGCGUGCCGCCGCCGACGGAGAAUUUCGGCAGCACGGCCGGCAGGCAGGGCGCUGACAAGCUGGCUACUACGGUGGCGGGCACGCCGGCGGCGGGGGAGGUGGCAUGCAAGGACGAGAUGGUGCCGAUGAGCUUGCUGUCCUCGUCGCCUUCGUUGUCGUCGUGCUCGUCGACGUCGCCGGAGAUGCUAGGUAGGUGUGAAUUGGGGCAGAAGGAGGGUGUCAGCUUGGACCUCCAUUUGUAAUCCAUGUCUAAUUAGGUUUUCUUCUUGUGGAUUAGCAGUCGCAAGAAAGGGUAUGUUAAUUCUCAUAGCUUAAAUAAUCUACUCUUUUUGCCUUGUCCGGAUCCAAGUUUAGCUAGCUACCUAGCUUGUGUUGCCACUUUAUUUUUACCAGGCAAAGAAAAAGAAAAUCCUUCGAA
Oryza sativa Japonica Group (Japanese rice) is the source of this 1440-nucleotide messenger RNA. RefSeq names its product zinc finger protein 8. Gene Ontology annotation, molecular function: DNA-binding transcription factor activity. The record is from RefSeq and is a predicted model, not a curated record. Lineage: Eukaryota; Viridiplantae; Streptophyta; Magnoliopsida; Poales; Poaceae. Gene Ontology annotation, biological process: response to gibberellin; trichome morphogenesis; trichome differentiation.